AUGGAGGCAGCCCCCGACCCCCCGUCAGAGCCACCACCGCCGCCAGAAGAGCUCGCCAUCGAGGGCCUCCUCGAUGAGGUUUUCUCCGCCCCCAAGCAGCGUCGAAUGCACUACUCAAUGAAGCAAAAACGUGAUGUUCUGCUCGCUACACUAGGUUUAGGUAUCCGCGAGGCUGCUAGAGUCCAAAAAAUCCCUCGCAGGACGCUAGAAUCGUGGCUGGAGAAGAAAGAAGACAUCUUCGCGUUUAGAGGCAGUGAGAAAACGCUGUCCCGGGCGUCUGGCCGCCCCGAGAUCAUCCCAUUCAAGGUCGAGCUAAUAGCAUUCAUGAAAGACAAGAGACGCGAGUCGCUGCCUCUCACGGCCUCCAUAAUGGCCGCGUAUAUUCGCGACGAGUACUCAGAGUGGCAAGAAGACUACGCGGCAGGAAAGAAGGAUAUAUACACUGCGUAUCAGUCGCUGCAACGGCUGCUGCAGCGUUUCGCGUACCGGCACGGCUUCGUCCAGCGUACGCCGCACGGCCUUAAGAGGACUUAG
Phytophthora nicotianae INRA-310 is the source of this 534-nucleotide messenger RNA. RefSeq lists its product as hypothetical. The coding region runs from base 1 to 534 and encodes 177 amino acids. The transcript is spliced from 2 exons. The record is from RefSeq and is a predicted model, not a curated record. Lineage: Eukaryota; Oomycota; Peronosporomycetes; Peronosporales; Peronosporaceae.